AUGCGCAAGCCCUGUGCUCUGCAGUGCGCUCCGGACGUCGAUGCGUCCGUGCUUUCAACCGCACAUCAGCAUGUCAAUCGCAUCCUUCUAGAGGAGACCUGCACGCUGUUUCCGGCUCAGCCUGCUCCAGACCACCGCGUCAGUGCUCAACCUGCAUUUCGUGUCACUGCCCGGGCUGUGUGGGGCCUUUACCACGCCUUCAAGCGCUCAGGUGUGUGCACCUUCCGCAACAUCUUCGCCAAGUGGCGACUUGCAACUCAAUUCGCCAGAGCCUCAAAAGCCCUCCGCCAAAGCAGUCAGCAGCUUAAGAAGCAAUUCUUUCAGGGGCAGGUUGAAGAUGCCGAACUUGCGGCUAGCCGAGGGGAUCAAAGAGGCCUACACCUCAUUGUUCGUAGGCUGUCUCCGCGCACCCGCCAACUGGCAGGAAGGCUCCGGGACGACUCCGGUCGACUCCUCACCCGCGACGAGGAGUUAGAAGCCAUCAUCCAAUAUGGUAAUGCCACCUUUGCCAAGCACCAUGAUGAUCACCCGAUACUCCCCCUCGCCCAGGAUGUAGUCAUACCUGCCGCUGACCUGGCAGCUGAACUGUCCAAACUUGGGCUUGCCAAGGCUGUUCCCAAGCACAUUGCCCCUUCCGCAGUCUGGAAGCUCUGCUCUUCUGACCUGGGUGAGGUCCUGAGUCAUGCCUUGUCUCGGCAUCUUCGCCGGGGCACCAGUGCCCCCCUGGACACAGACUGGAAGGCUGGCCAGAAGACGCGCGGCUGCGCCGGAGGCAUCAGCCUCUCCUUGGAUUUGUCCAAGGCCUUCGACGGGGUCACACGUUCUCACAUUUACCAGGAAAUGAAGGAUUUGUCUUGGAUUCAGCGGGUGUUGUCACUCUUCGCUGAUGAUGCUUGGGGAGCUUGGGUUAUUGCCUCGGCGGCUGACUUCCAACAAGCCCUUGCUGACAUCACUCUCAUCCUUGAAACUCUCGAAUCCCUUCACAUGAUCGUCAACUUUGAUAAGACAGCCAUCCUUCUUCACCUGGUUGGCAAGGAGUCCAAGAAACUCCGACGGAACCACACCUUCAUGAAGGCGGGGCAGCUUCACUUGCGUCUCUGGGUGCACGGUCGUGAACAAACCAUUCCCAUUCGGGACCAGCACGUCUACUUAGGCACCAUAGUGACCUAUCAUAGUCGACUUGACCGCAACAUGGAGCACCGCAUCAAGGCCGCCCGAGCCAACUACCAGGGCCUCCGCAAGCUGCUGAACGGGGCUCAUGCCCUAGACACGGAUCAUCGCAUCCGACUGUGGAAAGCAUGUGUCUGCUCCAGCGUUAUGUACUCCCAGCAUGUAGUCGGCGUGACCGCUAAAACCCUCAAGCGCUUAACUACGGUGCUUACCAGGCAUCUUCGUGCCAUCCUCCGGGUGCCGGCUCACUUGACGCACAUUACCAAUCAAGCCGUGUGGCAUCAAGCUGGCCAGCCGAUGCCAGGCUGGACCGUCCAGUGUGCUUUGCUACAGCAUCAAGCCAAAUUGCAGCACACAGCCGCGUCAAGGACCGACAUUACCAGCACUCCCCAAGCUCUUGCACAUGUUGACGUCCUAGCCGGCCGUCUCGAGGCGCUGCUCCUUGAAGCUGCCCAGACUCUCGCCACCGAGGCGGUGAGCGCACCGUCCAUCAGAGACAGCAUGAUUCGCGCGCCACCUUCGGAGGCGCAUGUACCUGCGCCGAUCAAACCACCUCCCACCGCGGGGCUUGCAGUCUUUGCGGAAGAAAAUGUCAUGCACCUGCCUCUGAUCAAGCGUCAAGCUUUUCUUGCAAGCUUGGGAAACUGGGAAAAGUGGUUGUCUGUGCCUGAGCUACGCCAGGAGCUCAAGAACUACUGUGCAAUAUGCCACAUGUGGGUUGCUGACUAUCGUCACAUGAAGCAACACUACAAUCGCAUACACGGCCCGAACAACCCUACCCUAUACUUCCCCGGGCCCUGGACCUCUGUACCUCCUUCAAAAGUCAUCUACGCCGGGACAGCUCGUGCAUUUGGUGCGGCCAUCGCGUCGGCGAUGUACGGGGAUCCACUGACGAUGGACGCCUUUGCCCACGAGGAAGCCGAGAUCUUUGCCAACCUUUGGACCGGGCCAGAGCCCUACCUGGAGGACGGCCGCUCUCAGAAGCGCCAGAGGCCGGAGCAGCACCGCUGGAGCAUGCCGCCAGCACAGCGGCCGAGCCAGCCGCAUCACCGCGGAGGCCCGCCCCCAUCACGGCCGAUGCAUCCACUUCAGAAUCACAUCAACCUGCUCGGCCGCGUCGUCCUGCAGCAGGAGGACAUCAUCAGCCGCUUGCGCAACGACAAGAACUUCGUGUUGUUUUUGCGCAACGACGCCAACGGCACGCUGGGCACGCUCAUGCGCAUCUCUCGCGAUUGGAAGGCCAAGAAGUCACUGGAGCCGGAGCAGCUCAAAUCCCCUCUUCGCACGGUACUCAUAGCCUGCAUGAUCCGCGAGCUCAUGAACCUGGCCCAGCAAGCGGUAGCAACGGAGGAG
Molecule: messenger RNA, 2523 nt
Organism: Symbiodinium sp. CCMP2456
Lineage: Eukaryota; Dinophyceae; Suessiales; Symbiodiniaceae
Source: the annotation of a GenBank genome assembly